CAAAUACAAUUACAACUUUUUAUUUGUUUUUUUUUUAAUUCAAAAUGGGAUCUUCUUCUCAUUAUCAUUAUCACCGAGAGGAUGAUGAUGAUGAAUUUGAAACUAUGGUAGAAGAAUUUUUACAAAUUCCAGAUACUACUCCUGAACCGAGAAGACGAAAAAAACGUAUCCAUAUUGAGAGAAACCGAGAAGAAGGCCACAUGAAGCUUUGGAAUGAUUAUUUUAGCGACACUCCGACAUUCCCGCACAAUAUAUUCCGGAGACGGUUUCGGAUGAACAAGACAUUGUUCAUGGGUAUUGUGCAUCGUCUCUCGCAAGAAAUUGAGUAUUUUCAACCAAAAGAAGACGCAGCCGGACGGUCUAGCCUAUCUCCGCUCCAAAAAUGUACCGCAGCACUUCGGCAAUUGGCGUAUGGUGGUGCGGCUGAUGCCGUUGACGAAUAUAUCCGGAUGGGUGAAACAACAGCUAGAAAUUGUCUGCACCAUUUUACCGCCGGAAUAAUUCAGUUGUUUGGCGAUUACUACCUAAGACGUCCAACACCGGAGGAUCUGCAAAGGCUACUAUAUAUUGGACAACAACGUGGAUUCCCAGGAAUGAUUGGAAGCAUCGACUGUAUGCAUUGGGAGUGGAAGAAUUGCCCAGCCGCUUGGAAAGGAAUGUAUUCACGAGGAACCGGAAAACCCACAAUUGUGUUGGAGGCGGUAGCUUCACAAGACCUCUGGAUAUGGCACGCAUUUUUUGGAGCUCCAGGUACUAUGAACGAUCUUAAUAUACUUGAUAGAUCACCUGUUUUUGAUGACAUUAUUAACGGGCACGCUCCGGAAGUCAAUUUCCAUGUCAACGGAAGGGAGUACGAUUUGGCUUACUAUCUCGCCGAUGGUAUUUAUCCGAAAUGGGCUACUUUUAUUCAAUCUAUCCGACUCCCACAAGGUCCAAAACAUUGUUUAUUUGCUAAACACCAAGAAUUUGUGCGUAAAGAUGUUGAGCGUGCCUUCGGAGUCCUGCAAGCUAGAUUCGCGGUUGUUAGAAAUCCGUCUAAUUUAUGGGAUAAAAACAAAAUAGGAAAUAUUAUGAGAGCAUGUAUCAUACUCCAUAAUAUGAUUGUCGAAGAUGAACGAGAUUCCUACGGAAACGCAUCAGUAUUUGAACAAGGAGAAGAUGAGGAUCCCACUUUUGUAGUCAGACGACCUACAAAUCUCGGUGCUACAUUGGGACGUCGAGCAGAUGUUCGGGAUACACCAGGCCAUCACCAAUUAAAAGCAGAUUUGGUUGAAAAUAUAUGGGAUAAAUUUGGACAUCUCCCAAUGUAAUUUUAAAGUUUCUAUGAAUUGCAUAAAAUAUGUGUUUGCUUUUAAUUCUCUAUGUAUGUUUUCAAUAAUUUGUGUGUUAUAUUAAAUAUGUAAAAUAGAAAUAAGUUUUAUCUUAUAUAUAUGUUACUAAUUAUUUAAAAAAAAAAAUCCUAAGGACCAAGAUUAAGUCCCACCAAUAAUCAUCAUUUCAACACAAAGUCCUUACAAAUGUCCUAAGCUUAAAAUAACAAUAAAAAAUCAUAAGGACACCAUUCUAAGGACAAUGGAUAAU
Molecule: messenger RNA, 1581 nt
Organism: Brassica rapa (field mustard)
Lineage: Eukaryota; Viridiplantae; Streptophyta; Magnoliopsida; Brassicales; Brassicaceae
Source: RefSeq, a predicted model, not a curated record